AUGGCCUUAGUAGCCUAUUCCGACUCCGAAGGCUCGGACGCUGAGCCAGACACCACUCCGGCUCUGCCGACUGAAAAGACCAAAAAGCCCGAUACCAGCGGUUUCCAAGUCGACCGCAGCAACCCGCGCAAGAUCCGCGUUGCGCUCCCCGAGAUCAAACCCGAGACCCCAGCCGGUCAGGCUGGAGACGACGGCCCCGCACGUAAAAAGCCACGGUUAGGUGGUGGAGGAGGUCUAUCAGGAUUCAACUCAUUCCUACCAGCUCCGAAACGAACAGCCGAGAAGAAAUCGCCCGUGGCGUCAACGCGCAAACCAUUCAGUCUCAAGACCGGCGCAGGCCCGGGAUUCGAUCGCACUGCCGAUGCAGAGACAAGGAAUGAACAAGCUUUCAAUGAUCCUGCAGCGGAUGCAGAUGCCGAGGCCAUACCUGCAGCUGGUAGCCUCAACACCACCACACCUGACACCCCGGAGGCCAUGAAGAAGCCAGGGGAGGUCAAAUUGCAGGGAAACCCUAUGAUGUUCAGACCGCUAUCAGUGGGGCGGCCGAAGAAGAAGAAGAGCACCAAGGCGGCUCCGCAGCCGACACCGGGUCCUGCAGCACCGAAGGCUGCACCUCAAGAGUCUGCACCACAACCCCCUGCUCCCGCAGCACCAAAACCCAAAGUCAGCCUGUUCUCUCUGUCAUCCGAAGAGAGUCGGGCAGAUACAAUACCAGGGUCCUCAGCAACAUAUGAGCCGUUGGUAUACAAUGCCGAAGGUGACGCGCCACCUGCCGGUCCAGCUGUACCCGAAUCUACAUAUAUCCCCCAAGAUUACCCCGAACCCGUAUCCUCUUCCAACAUCUCAUCUUUGGAUACAGUUGCCAAUGAUCUCAACCUAUCCAAGGCUGAACGACGCCAACUCUUUGGACGGAAUGCCAUACCUUCGCAGUCACAAGUGCGUACCUUCAACACGGAUGAAGAGUACGCAUCGAACCAGGUCCUGGCUCAAGGCGAGCUUGCUGCAGCUCAGCACAAUCCUGUGCGCGCUAUUGCGCCUGGCAAGCACAGUCUCCAGCAAUUGGUUAAUGCGGCAAGCUCACAAAAGGAUGCCCUCGAGGAGAGCUUCGCAGCUGGCAGGAGGAACAAAAAGGAAGCGGGAUCCAAAUAUGGAUGGUAG
Molecule: messenger RNA, 1158 nt
Organism: Penicillium antarcticum
Lineage: Eukaryota; Fungi; Ascomycota; Eurotiomycetes; Eurotiales; Aspergillaceae
Product: PRCC domain-containing protein
Exons: 1
Coding region: 1-1158 (385 amino acids)
Cellular component (GO): nucleus
Source: RefSeq, a predicted model, not a curated record